GGUUCUUUAUAUGCGCUACAGUCAAUUAUGAUUGCAUGUCUACUUAUAUGAACUAUGUAAUUACUAAUAUACACUUACUGUAUGAUAGCGAGCAAAUUAUUUAGCUAACUAACGUUAGCCCGCCUAGCUGGAAUCUCUGAAGAAUACAAAUAUUUUAUUUCUACUAUUUCCAAAAGCUAACCAAACAAAAACAUUACUUUUACGAGACAUGUUUUUGCAUUAGUAGCACAAUUUCUAACUUAUUUACAUGUUUUUAAACUUCCCUGCUUGGCUAAUAAUUUGGACCGACGACAAAUAUGGCCGCGGGAUUCCCCCCAAGGGCAUAAGGCGAGGGUAAGAGAACAAAGAUGUGUCUUUUAUGAGUUUGAAACGCAGCCACCACCGUGUUUUGCAUUCUGGGGAUAAAAAUGGUCCAACUUGCACCUAACUGUCUACUGCAUAAACUUUAUAACAAUCGUGAUCAAAGGUCAAAGUUUUGACUGCUAGUUUCAGCGGUUGCUCUUCACCAAAAUUGGUUAAGAACUUGUAUGGAAGAAUUUCAUGUGAGACAGUCGGGCAGCUGUCAAUGUCCGUUCCCCAUGUCAUUCUCCCAGAUCACCCAGUCUUUGUAUCUGGGUGGUGUGGACACAGUCUUAAAGCCCAUCGGUCUCUACAGUAGGAACAUAACUCUGAUUGUCAACGCCACUGCAGAGCACCCCUGUCCUCAGUAUGAGGGGGUGGAGUGUUUCCAGGUACCCGUACUGGACCAGCCUCACGCCCCCCUGGCCUGCUACUUCGAUGCUGUUGCAGAACGUAUCCAUAACAACCACUCAGGGAGUACGCUGGUCCACUGCACUGCAGGCCGGAGCCGUUCUCCUACCCUGAUCAUGGCUUACCUGAUGCGGUAUGAGGGGGUAUCACUGCGCCAGGCCCAUGAGUGGGUACUGAAGUACAGACCUCAUAUCCGACCCAAUGCUGGUUUCUGGAGGCAGCUGAUGGAGUAUGAGAGGAGGCUCUAUGGGAAGAAUACUGUGAGGAUGGCUGCUACCUCCUGUGGUGUGCUGCCUGAGGCUCUGGAUGGACAGGAGGCUAUUUACUGUGUGAAUGGCUGAUGGUAUGUGUCCCAAAUGGCACCCUAUUCCUGAUGUAGUGCAUUACUUUUGACGAGCCUAAACUGAAAAGAGUGCUAUUUGGGAUUUGUCAUAGAGCGUCUGCUAAAUGACUUAAAUGUAUAUGAUAAAAUAAAACCAAUUGCUAUAAAAAAUA
Messenger RNA from Oncorhynchus gorbuscha (pink salmon), 1245 nucleotides. Its product is annotated as dual specificity protein phosphatase 14. The transcript has 2 exons. Gene Ontology annotation, cellular component: cytoplasm. Gene Ontology annotation, molecular function: MAP kinase tyrosine/serine/threonine phosphatase activity. Bases 528 to 1091 code for a protein of 187 amino acids. The record is from RefSeq and is a predicted model, not a curated record. NCBI's taxonomy places the organism in Eukaryota, Metazoa, Chordata, Actinopteri, Salmoniformes, Salmonidae. Gene Ontology annotation, biological process: protein dephosphorylation.